This is a messenger RNA of Quercus robur (English oak), 956 nucleotides long. Its product is annotated as protein NRT1/ PTR FAMILY 5.5-like. The transcript is spliced from 2 exons. NCBI's taxonomy places the organism in Eukaryota, Viridiplantae, Streptophyta, Magnoliopsida, Fagales, Fagaceae. The record is from RefSeq and is a predicted model, not a curated record. Bases 228 to 617 code for a protein of 129 amino acids.
CACAUUGUCCCAAGCCCAAGAAAGAUGGCAAUGCUUGCACUGUGCAGCUACCAAAGAGAAUUUCUUUUCAACCUUCUUAUCUUUCUGCAAAAAAGAGAUCGUAUUUGUAUAUGGGUUUAUAUAUAAAACUUGCUUCUGUCAUUUCAAGGACCAAUAAUACACUUCUAUAAUGGUUAGUUCAGAUAAAUUUCUAAUAGUACAAGCCAGAUUGCAUUGGAGAUGCCCAAAUGGUUCUCUUCUAUACAGCGUUAGCAUUCUUAGCUAUUGGGAUAUCUGGUCAUAUCACAUCCUUGGACGCUUUCCUGAAACAACGAGAUUCAAAACAACCAAUGCCAUGGCAAGCAGCAGGUGGCUUUAUUGUGAUUCUUCUUGCAAUUGUUGGAUUUAUUGCAAUUCAAUUUAUAAAGCCAUGGUCUGUCCGAUUUGGAAUGCCAGCAAUAUGUACUGUAGUGGCAACUUUUUUAUUCACAACUGGCUCAUGUUCAUACAAACGUCCUGGACCGCAUCCGCAGGGGAGCCCUCUUACAACUAUAUUUAGAGUUUUUGUAGCCUACCAGAUGAUAAUCCGCUGCCUCAAACACAUAGUCUCAGGUGCCCUGGCAAGGCCGCAAUUGUAGUCCAAACCCAAAAUCAAGAGCAGAAAGAACAAAAUAGAUGGAGACAUUGCAGCUACGAAGAGAUGGAGGAUACAAAAAACUUUAUACGCAUGAUACCCAUGUGGAUGACCUUCAUUAUGUGUGGGGUUGUGAUUUCCAUAGGAAGUACUUAUUUUUUAGAGCAAGCAAAUAAUAUGAAUCGCAAACUUGGAAAAUUGAAGGUCCCUCUUCCCAUAUUUAAAUUUUUCUAUGAACUUGUAAAAGACCAUUUCAAAAGACUGUAUGUUGAAGUAACUAAAAAAGUAAUUCCAGAAAGGUAUGUACCCACCUUUGGAAUGAUAGUAGCAAUGCUGUUUUCUA